GGUUGCCCUUUUGCCCAUUCUUGGUGAGUAAGCCCAGCCUUUGCCGUUUCCGUAGCAGUGGCAUGGUCUGGUGUAAGUGCAGCAGGACCCAUGAUAUGUGUUAAUUGGAAUUCAUUGUGGAGAAGUGAUUCGGUGACGGGCCUGCAGUGCGGCCGGGCUGGGCUGAUGGGAAUAAAGAAUGGCAAUGGAGCAGGAGGGCUCGCUGUAGGAAUAAUAGAGUGCCACUUAUAAGAUAAAAUGAGACGCGUGGUGCGACAAAGCAAGUUCCGGCACGUCUUCGGGCAAGCUCUGAAGAACGACCAAUGCUACGAUGAUAUACGGGUCUCACGUGUUACUUGGGACAGCUCUUUCUGUGCUGUCAACCCCAACUUUGUUGCCAUAAUUAUUGAAGCAAGUGGUGGGGGGGCCUUUCUGGUGUUGCCUCUACAAAAGUCUGGAAGAAUUGACAAAUCCUACCCAACAGUAUGUGGCCACACAGGACCAGUGCUGGACAUUGACUGGUGUCCACACAAUGACAAUGUUAUUGCCAGUGGCUCUGAAGAUUGCACAGUCAUGGUAUGGCAGAUCCCAGAGAAUGGCUUGACUAUUCCACUCACGGAUCCUGUGGUGGUGCUGGAAGGACAUUCCAAGCGAGUUGGCAUUGUCACGUGGCAUCCAACUGCGCGUAAUGUAUUGCUUAGUGCAGGAUGUGAUAACGCCAUCUUCAUUUGGAAUGUGGGCACUGGAGAGGCCAUGUUUAACUUGGAAGAUAUGCACAAUGAUAUGAUCUACAGUGCAUGCUGGAACCGUAAUGGAAGCCUUAUCUGCACAGCCUCUAAAGACAAGAAGCUUCGUGUAAUAGAUCCACGCAAGAUGGAAGUGGUAUCGGAGAAAGAUAAAGCUCACGAAGGUGCCCGGCCUAUGAGAGCAAUCUUUUUAGCUGAUGGAAACAUCUUUACUACAGGGUUCAGUCGUAUGAGUGAACGUCAGCUAGCACUGUGGAAUCCAAAAAAUAUGGAAGAGCCAAUUGCACUACAUGAAAUGGACACUAGCAAUGGAGUUUUGCUACCAUUUUAUGAUCCAGACACAAGUAUCAUUUACUUGUGUGGAAAGGGUGAUAGCAGUAUUCGGUAUUUUGAAAUCACAGAUGAGUCUCCAUAUGUUCACUACCUCAACACAUUCAGCAGUAAGGAACCACAGCGAGGGAUGGGCUAUAUGCCAAAGAGAGGGUUGGAUGUCAACAAGUGUGAAAUUGCCAGGUUCUACAAAUUGCAUGAGAGGAAGUGCGAGCCAAUCAUCAUGACUGUUCCCAGGAAGUCUGACCUUUUCCAAGAUGAUCUUUACCCUGAUACUGCUGGACCAGAGGCUCCUAUAGAGGCAGAGGACUGGUUUGAUGGGAAAAACGCAGACCCCGUAUUGAUUUCCCUAAAGCAGGGGUAUGUGCCAACCAAAGGCAGAGACCUUAAUGUGGUUAAGAAGAAUAUCCUUGGCAGCAAGCCAGCAGCCCAUAAAAAGGCUGAACCAGCCAGCACCCCCAAAAAGAUGACUGAAACUCCCCAUCCAGCAAGUGAUGGCAAGAUGGAUGACGUCAUGAAGGAACUUCGGUCAAUGAAAGAGACCAUUCGGUACCAAGGGGAAAGGAUUGCCAAGCUAGAACAAUUAGUUGCCAGUCUCAACACCAAUGAUGAGUCAGAAGAAUGAGCAGUCCAUAUUCCUGAAUAAGCUGGAGGAUCCCACUGCCAGAACAGAUUCCCUUCACAUUCCUCCAGGCCCAAAUGAUCAGCAUUCCGAGAAAACAGACCAUUCCCUUUAUUUCACUGAGACUUUCCAAAUACCCCCUUGAACCAGGUGCCUCUCUUAAGACCCUAAUUGUGCCACUUCAGAAGUAUUGCUUGAGAAUCCAACUUCUGAGGUGUCAUAAUCCACAUUUCAGCUCGUAUUUUCUUUCUUAAACAAGACCAUAUUCCAAAGGAAGAAAUAUAGACCAACAUCCCCCCCCCCCACUCAUACAUUAAAAGCCAAGUUUUUUUUUACCCUUAGCUAUAAAGUGUUACAUGACAAUAUUUUCCUGAUUCCACCAUCAGUACAAUAUAUAGAGAUUUUUUUUAAUUAUCAUUUUUGUUCUGAAAUUGAUUUUCAGGGAAGGUGAUAUAGAGGUGAUAUAGAUGGACCAAUGCCACACUAUUUUGUUUUCUUUUGCCAAAAAGACCUUUCUGUGAGGUUGUUAUAUUGGGACCAUGCAUCUUAUAUUUUUUAUUUUUAAUGUAAAGCAGAAAGCACUGUGUUACACUGUCUGGAAUUGCGAGAAUAGUAAUUACCCAUAACAGCUUCAUGAGUUUUAUAUAAAUCUUUUUGCUAUUAUUGUGUAGAAGAGUUUCUUUUGGACUCCGUGUCUGUGUGGGGGGGGGGGAGAGUUUGAGAGACCAUUUUUUUUAAAACAUGUAUUAAAACAGAAUGCAAUUAACAAGCCCUGUAUGCCUCACAAAAACAGGGGAGGGAUGUAUAUUCUGAUUUGGUGUUCCGCUGCUUUCUCUUGCUUCUGAGAGGGCUGAGACUUGGCAUUCCUAGAGUCACAAUACUGAAACCUUUAAAUGAUGCAUAAGCCAGCACAAAUUCCACAUUGCUUUCCGAUUUUAAGGUGGUUUUGUCCUCUUUAAAACAGAUAAAAUAUUCAUUUGAUUGGUGCACAUUUUACAGUCGUGCUUGUGUGCCACUAGAGACUAAAACACUGAUUUAUGAUUUUAGCUCUAGUGGCUUUGCAAAAUGUCAGGCUGCACAAAUUAAUUUGCUUAAGGUUUUUCCAUGUGUUUCUUCUAACUUUCAGGCCUUUAAUAAAAUCAGAAAAUCCAUAGUACCAACUCGUAUUACAGUAGCUUCCAUUCAUGCUAAUGAAUGGAUCUCCAGCUGCUCUUUAGGAAAAGUCUCCAUUCACAAAAACUGAGUUUUGCACAUGUUAUAAGUAUGGAUGGUCCAAUGUAGACUGAUCCCGAUAUGCUACCCCUUUACUGCGAUAUGUGUAGUCAGACAUUCACAGCCUGGGAAGCGGUUUGUGUUGACAUGUUAGACUUCUGUCUGAAACGUUAAAGCUGAUCAUACACAGAAACGUCCAUUUGUAUGGUGAGGUCACCAGGCAAGGAGGGAUAUUGGCCACCCACAAAUCAAGAUUUAUUAUUGUGUAAUUCUCCUGAAUGACAAAGGAAAUUCCUUUUUGAUGGCUUGGUGCAGGAGACUGGUGACCUCCAGGUGCAUGACUUAUUUGAUGUUCUGUACAGAAACAAGAGCAUUUGCUUGCUGUUGAAUAAAGCAUAACCAUACUUUAAAAAGAUAGCAUUACCUUGACUAGCAAGGGAAAUUGCUAAUCCUGUAAUCCUAAAUGGUUCUCUUGCAUAAUGACGGCAAAAAAAAAAAAAAAAGCGAGUAUGAUUUGAUUCUUGUAUGUUUGGUUUCAUGUUAGAUUAAAGGUAUUCAUCCAGGAUAAAAGUAGUAUACUGUCACUUUCUGCAAUUUACACAAGGCCAUUGAGUUGUUUCUAUGUCCACGUGGCAAAUGAAAUAAUGCAUUUACUAUUUUUACUUUUAUCUCUAAAGGGAUAGUUAUAGGCUGGCAUCAAUAAAUAUCAAGUGACAUGUAAGUGGGCAUCAAGCAAAAAUAUGUAGGUAUAGAAAGGGAAAAGCAGCACUAUGGUUAGCAAUUCAUUUUAUUAUUUGUCAUUUGUUACUAUAGUAUAUUCCUAUCUUCCAGCUUAACAGACUGAAUUUUAUUGUGUAUGAAAACUUGGUGCAAUAACAAAGUAUACUGUAAGACUAUAUUACUUACGUUAUUGUUUCAUCAAGCUUAUACUGCAGAGACAUAGGCAGAACCAGUCCCAGUAUUAUGGAUACAUAAAUAUUGAAAAAGAAAGCAAAGAAAUGGUUAUAGGUUGAAACAAAACCAGGAACAUUGAGGUAAUCCCAGGCCUGUUACAUGGGAGGUUAUGGUUUCUCAAACAACAGAAAUUAUAUUAAUAGUUGCUGUGCAAUGACAAAUACAUUACUUAAUUAUCCCUUUAAGGACUGAUGUUCAGUAUGAUUGUUCAUGUAUGUUACUUAUUGGAUGAGGCAGAGUUGGGCUUUAAAGAAUGUUUUGGACCACGAAACACACCUGUUUUUAGUUAUACAACUAAAAAUGCAUGUUUUAUUAGCCUGCUUCUUGUUUGUUAGAGAAAAGUGAGCAACACAUGUAGCUUUGAAACCCACAUAGUGAUUUCAGUCACAGAGAUCUGUUUCCUUGCUAUGUAGGGAUCACUGCUGCCAUUUGUUGGGCAGAGCUAUAGCAAGCUUUGUGCCGAUAUGUUGGAUUUGUACUAAGCCCCAUGAGAGAAGUUGCUGCUUGUUGCUAAGUAAAUUGGCUUUUAAUAGUGAUAAGCAAAAUUUUUCAGCAGAUGGGUUUGUGGCAAAAUUCUUGUUUUCGUGCCAUCUGCAAGUUUUUGCAGCUGAAGGUUUCCCUUCCAUGCAAUUUAUUAACCAAAAAAAAAA
Molecule: messenger RNA, 4493 nt
Organism: Xenopus tropicalis (tropical clawed frog)
Lineage: Eukaryota; Metazoa; Chordata; Amphibia; Anura; Pipidae
Gene: coro1c
Product: coronin 1C
Exons: 11
Coding region: 238-1680 (480 amino acids)
Source: RefSeq, a predicted model, not a curated record